GGACGGUUGACGGUUGACAGCGGGAGCCGGGGGGGCCUUGGGGGCCUGAGGCCUUGGUUAGCCUCACCAAAUGCGACGGCUCUCAAAGGUCCAGACCUUACAGGAGUGCCAUCUGUCGGUCCCGUCUGCUAUGUGGCUGCCUGCGUGGGGGUGCACCACUCCUCUCGGGACCGCAUCGCGAUCAUUCGUGCCAGCUCACUGUACCACAGUACCAACUUUCGGCCCCUGCUGCUGGGAGAUCCUUCGCUGUGUCCACGGAGAAGCCUCCGCGCACGGCACGAUUGGUCCAGCAGCACAGCGCGUGCAGAGCCACACCAUUCAGCAAGCGAAUAGUCUUCUCCUUCCUGCACCUCUCGUAUGCAUCGGAGACCACCUGGUUGUUGCAGGGGUCUUGCCCCCACGCCUCUUUGCGUCCACGUGCAUGACGGAGGCUGGCUUUCCUGACGUGGCAGCUGCAGCUAGGACCUUGUCAGCACUUCUUUGUGCAGCUGGCAGAGGUGAAAUGGAAGAUGCGACGGCACAUAGCGCGAUGGUCAAGCUGAGCGGUGCUGCAGCUCAUCUUUGCUAUCACCGCGCUAAUAACAAUCUUGCAGAUUCUCUCAGCUGGUCUCAUAUGACUGGCAGGUUGGAUGCCACUUUCCCCACCUCGCCGUUCUGUGUCGGCGCAAGCUUGCUCGCAGCCUUCUCGGCUUUGCGCCCUUUUCUUCUCAAUGGCAUCACAGAUAUCAUGGCGCGUUUCCCCGCCGAAGAAGCUCUCAACCCUCUGCUUGUCUCCCUUUUCUCUCCUGAUCCUGUGCUCUGUUACAAUAUACAGCGAUUGGAAGCCAACGUCAACGUAUCCCGGCCGUCCCGUGCUCUCCACCGACCCUUGUCGCGGAUUCUGCCUUUUCGUUGUUUUGAUUUUGUGCAAGUGUUUCUGCUCGGACCUGCUUCCUGGAAAGCCUGUGGCGUGCCGCCGGGAUUGAUCCAGGAUGACCUUUCACACCCGUGAGGACAACGUGGACUCCAGGUACUACUUUUCUGCAUAUCGUUCAACGCAUGCUUCUGUUUCGAGCACAUCGUGUGAAGUCUAUGCUUUGUCUGCUUUUCGCGUGUUCCCGCUUUCAGGCCAGGCCAUCAUUCGGACACUGCCUGGCUCAUUUGAUGACCCCUGUCUCUCCGCAGCGCGAGUCCUCAGAUUCGCGACG
This is a messenger RNA of Neohortaea acidophila, 1187 nucleotides long. RefSeq lists its product as uncharacterized. The coding region runs from base 71 to 991 and encodes 306 amino acids. The record is from RefSeq and is a predicted model, not a curated record. Lineage: Eukaryota; Fungi; Ascomycota; Dothideomycetes; Mycosphaerellales; Teratosphaeriaceae. The transcript is spliced from 2 exons.